This is a messenger RNA of Leptopilina heterotoma, 2076 nucleotides long. It is a transcript of the gene Snx1, whose product is annotated as sorting nexin-2-like. The transcript is spliced from 7 exons. Gene Ontology annotation, biological process: early endosome to Golgi transport. Gene Ontology annotation, molecular function: phosphatidylinositol binding. NCBI's taxonomy places the organism in Eukaryota, Metazoa, Arthropoda, Insecta, Hymenoptera, Figitidae. The record is from RefSeq and is a predicted model, not a curated record. Bases 56 to 1582 code for a protein of 508 amino acids. Gene Ontology annotation, cellular component: endosome membrane; endosome.
ACUGACUCUGUCAUUAGGGGGCGUUCCUCAAAUCCUCAUUGACAAGAAAUAAAAGAUGGACGUCAAUAAAGAACCUCCGCCGUUAUUUGAUGAUAUUAAUAGUGAUACAAAGGAUUUAGAUGAUGAUAAUGAUGACAUUUUUGCAUCCGCCAUACAGGAUCGUUCAUUUAUGGAAAGGUCAUCUCCCUUUAAUGGAGUUUCAUCAGCACAAUCAGAAUUACCAAAAUUAUCACUGAAAGACACAGUUGAAGAAAAUUCAUUUUCUACAGUUUCGAGUCCUGCCCCUGGACCACUGAGUCCUCUCAUGGGAAAAGAUAUGGAUGAUCUUCAAGAUGUUCCAAUCAACGAUAAUGUGGAUAAUAAAUCAAGUACGAUUCUACAGUCACAAAGUCAAGAAAUGACACCAACAGAAUCGUCGGAGACAUUUUUGAAAAUCACCGUGACUUCACCGCAAAAAGUCGGCGAGGGAAUGGGAGCCUAUGUUGCCUAUCGAGUAGAAACAAAAACUAAUAUGCCCAUUUUUCGAAGCCGAAAUUUCACUGUAGUUAGACGAUUUAGUGAUUUUCUUGGACUCCAUGACAAAUUAACGGUUAAAUAUCUUAGAAAUGGUAGAAUCAUUCCGCCCGCUCCUGAAAAAAGUGUCAUCGGUAUGACAAAAAUAAAAAUGUCAGGCGAUAAGAAUCAGGAGACAAAUUCAAGUUCAACUGAGUUUAUCGAACGUCGCCGAUCAGCUUUAGAGAGAUAUUUGAAUCGUACAGCCGCCCAUCCAAUGCUUGGCGUUGAUCCCGAUUUCAUCGAUUUUCUAAAGACCGAUAUGGAAUUGCCUAAAUCAACGAAUACUUCCGCAUUGAGUGGAGCUGGAGUGAUGAGGUUAUUCAACAAAGUUGGAGAAACAGUGAAUAAGAUCGCUUACAAAAUGGACGAAACUGAUACGUGGUUCGAGGAGAGAACGUCACAAAUUGACUCCUUGGAUACGCAAUUACGAGCUUUACAUUCCGCUGUCGAGACAUUGACAUAUCAGAGGCGAGAGCUUGCAAAUUGCACUGGUGCAACGGCAAAAGCAAUCGCUGUUCUCGGGCAUGGCGAACAGGAAGCUGCCCUUGGAAGAGCUUUAGCACAAUUAGCUGAAACUUUGGAGAAAAUCGAGGUCGUCAGAAAGGCACAAAGCAAUAGUGAUCUCUAUCAAUUUGGUGAAAUGCUACGAGAAUACGUUACAUUAAUUACAGCCAUAAAGGAAGUGUUUCACGAGAGAGUAAAAGUUUUUCAAAAUUGGCAACACGCACAAAUGAUGUUGAACAAAAAGCGUGAGCAGAAAGCACGUCUCGAGCAGGCAGGUCGCAAUGAUAAAACAAGUCAAGCAGCAACCGAGGUCGUCGAAUGGGAAUCAAAAGUCGAACGGGGUCAAGAGGAAUUUGACAAAAUUUCGCAAAUGAUAAAAAAAGAGGUGGAACGAUUUGAAUUGAUAAGAGUCGAUGAUUUUAAGAAACAAUUAAUACAAUAUUUAGAGAAUAUGUUGAAACAUCAAAAUCAAUUGAUUCAACAUUGGGAGAGUUUUCUACCUGAAGCACGCGCUGUCGCGUGAAUAUUCCAUUUCUAGUUUUUAAGAGAAUAUUUUUUAUCAAAAAAAAAAAAAAAGAAAGAAAGAAAGAAUUCACCUGCCUAGGAUAAUUUAAAAUGUGCGUGUAUAAAAGAUCAAAUCGUGCAAUGUAAUAAGAAAGAAUUAAGUUAAGAGAAUCGUUGCAAAACACGAGAAGAGAAAAAAAACAAAAGAUUGUAAAUUUUUCAUUCCUGAGAUAUUCAUAGAUCUUAAUUAAAUUUACAUUCAAUGAAUUUAAUUAUAAUCGGAUAAGCAGUUUUUUUAAACAAUGAAAUUUAAAGCAUUUAUUAUACUGUCAAUUUCGUCUUUGAAUUUAAAAGAAAAAGACAAAAUUUGUGUAUUCUACAAGGUCCAAGUAUCAAAUCUUUUUCUUGAUAUGUAUUGAAAGUAUAUUAUCAUUGCUAUUAUUAUCAAACACUGUAACUAUAAUCUAUCUUUUAGCAAUUGUUAUUCGACAAUAAAAUUCAGUUAUGCAAAUA